Daldinia caldariorum is the source of this 2138-nucleotide messenger RNA. RefSeq lists its product as uncharacterized. NCBI's taxonomy places the organism in Eukaryota, Fungi, Ascomycota, Sordariomycetes, Xylariales, Hypoxylaceae. The coding region runs from base 99 to 1724 and encodes 541 amino acids. The transcript is spliced from 2 exons. The record is from RefSeq and is a predicted model, not a curated record.
AAGAGUCAUGCUUAACUUCAGGUUAUCGAGUAAUUGAAGUCCCUUUAGCUGAGCAAUUCUUGCUUAUAAGAACGCCAUUGGCCGUUUGAGACGACGUCAUGUACCAAUCACCAGACGAUAACACGCCUUACAGCACGCUUGAGGUCUCUACGCGAGAUCCGGAGACAUUUCAAAAGGAGGUGAUACAACAUCCCGACUACAACUAUCCGCAAGCUGUCCCAGUCGAGCACGCAACCGCGGGAGCUGCGCAGUCAUAUUAUGGUUCCGAGUCCGCGAAAGAAGUCGUAAACCCGUCAUAUAACUUACAUCCCGGCGUCAUUCCCGGUCCUUAUAAAGAUCCCAACGUAGCAGCAGCAGCAUACCCUAUCGGCGCAGGCUACCCCCCGAGCACGAUUUAUUCCGAUGGAUCAGCGUAUCCUAAUAGCGCGUAUCCUACCAGCGUAGGUGACCCGAUAAACUCUUCUGCCUAUGGACCCGGACCCUUAAGCGCAGCCGAAUUCGGCGGCGAACAACCCCCUAUAGAGAAGGGAGCUCCGGCAAAGACGAUAUGGGGCCUUUCAAGGAAAGCAUUCUUUAUAAUCAUAGGAGUAAUGAUUGUUAUCAUUAUUGCACUGGUAGCAGGAUUGGCGGCCGGUUUGUCUAGUAAAAAUCAUGCAUCAGAGGCAGCAGCUCCUGCGGAGUCGUCAGGGCCAGAAUCGAGUAAUGGAAAUCUGCCGUCGAAUUCGACAGACGGACCGCUCAUACUCGCCAAUUCGAAAAUAACCGCUUCUAACUGGACGGAUCCUAAUGGGGUCGUUCACAGGACUAUAUUUUUCCAGGAUGCGUAUAACUCGAUUAUCGCUCGUCGGUGGGACUCGAAAAAUAAAUCGUGGAAGACGAAUAACCUGACCGAGCUGAUGGCUGCGACGACGACACCUCUCAACCCGCAGCCGGGGACGCCGUUAGCCAGCGCGUCCAUGGACUAUAAACAGACGUUCGAAACGCAUGUAUGGUUCACGGACCCGGGCAACGUUAUACGAUCCAUGGCCUCCUUCGAUGCGCUGAACCGACCCGACAGCUGGGAUAAUGAUACGCUCGACGGGGCAAGGUUAGAAACGUGGCCUGGAGGCCAGUUAGCCGCUAUGUGGCAACGCUGUUGGGGUGCAGACUGUGCGGGCACUUGGAUUGUCGCCUACCAGCGACCGGAGGGAGCAAUAAAAACGGCCAACUCGAGCACUUGGGGUACUGCGACUGUGGCGGUCGAGUCCAAAGAUGUUGCUGCGAAUUCCAGCUUGGCCAUUAUCCCCAAGCUGCGCGGGUCAUGGCUAGACCGUCUGGAACUCGUUUCCGAAAAGGUAUCAUCGGGCAAGACAGGAAGUAUGAGAAUGACAUCGUACGACGACACGUGGAAUAAUGCUGAUCAACGAGUGACCGAACUUCAAACUGACAUACCACUCCCCGCGCCGUCUCAACAGUUCGCUGCUACCAGAUGGGACCAUUGGAACCAGGCCCUGUAUCUCGGGCUCCUUUCUAACGGCAAGACUGAAGGCAGCUACUGGGACGGUAAAAAGAUGAACUCGAUUUCGAGUUUCCAGUUCAAAUCCGGACCGGAGACUAACUUUACGGCCAUCGCAAUGACGCCAGAUGCCAUGUUUUACGGCAUCUCUAACAACGAGAUCUUGGAGUACUCGCUCGACACGUCGGAUCCGUCAAACUUCAACUACGUGGGAAGAGUAUACCCGUGACACAUACUCGGGCGACUAUUUAUAGGUACUUCCUUAUUUAUCGAAACUGUAAACGGGAUAUUCAGGGUUAGGAGGCCGGGAUUUUGAAGCGUUACAAGGGAGGGAGGGUCCAGGGAGUUGGGAGGAAAUAUAUGUCUGCGUACUAACGAGUUACCAAGUAACACCUAUUUUUAUUCUUACAUCAAAUAGCCACAUACCAUAUUGAAACAGGGCGGCCUUUUUCGAGCGAAAAUUAAGCUGAGCUCGUCAUAGACUCACUUCAUGCGUCUCUGCAAAUCUUACAAUGCGAUUUUACUUGUAUAUUAGAUACCUUGCAUGCUAUGUAAAGAAUCAAGAUAUCUUCACAAUAGAAAGCAGUUAUGAAAAUACCAAUCUUGAUCCAUCGUCCAUCUUUGCCCUAGAUUGAACGUCGAC